UCAUAAGACAAGACUCGCUUCUGUGGACUGUGACUCUAUAUCGCUGAUCAGUUGACAUAUAGUGGACUUUUACAUGGAUCUAUCAUUGCACAUUGUAAAAAGGGGACAAAGGACACAUUUUAGCGGAUUCUGAAUCGGAUCGAUGAGUUUUUAAAAAUCCGAAACGUAAGGACUGUUUCCAUAGCAGCGAACUGGAUUUCCUUCUUCAUGCAACUUUUUUGGAAAGAGACCAAUAGCAUCUUACCGGAGCACAAUAAGGAACACAUUAACGCAGGUGACAUCACACUCACUCCGGGAACUGUAGGUUUCCCUCUCGGCUCCGCCCGGGAAAUGUUCCAAGGGUUCCCCGGUGACUUUGAUUCCGUCUCCCGUGGAAGUUCGUCCCCGUCUAUUGAGUCUCAGUACUUUUCCUCCGUGGACUCCUUCGGGAGCCCGCCGGCCAGUGCCUCACAGGAUUGUGUGUCUGCUGGAGGCGGGGACGGGGUAGGCAGUGGUUCCGGGGGCAGCAGUGGAGGAGUGGAUAUGCCAGGCUCCUUUGUGCCCACAGUCACAGCCAUCACCAGCAGCCAGGACCUGCAGUGGAUGGUGCAGCCAACUCUCAUCUCGUCCCAGGCCUCUGGCCAAAGUGGGGCGGGGACCUCGACUAUGGCCCAGUCGGUGUCCCUGGUAGACCCUUAUGAUCUGCCAGGGCCCAGUUAUUCCUCUGGCUCAGGUUUUACUCCCGCAGGCUCUGACACCCCGGGGCAAGGCCCAGCCCCGGGCCCCGUCCGUCAGUCCAGGGCCCGCAGCCGCCGUGUACGAGACGAGUCUGUGAGUGACGAUGGAGAUGUUGGUGUGUUUUUGACUCCAGAGGAGCAGGAGAAGAGGCGUGUUCGGCGCGAGAGGAACAAGCUGGCAGCCGCCAAAUGCCGAAACCGCCGGCGCGAACUCACUGACAGACUGCAGGGGGAGACUGACAUCCUGGAGGAGGAGAAGUCUGAGCUGGAGGCUGAGAUCUCUGAGCUGCAGAAGGAGAAGGAGCGCCUGGAGUUUGUCCUUGUGGCUCACCAGCCCAGCUGCAAGAUCCCCUACCAGGAGCAGCAGGCCUCAGGCUCCACACAGCUCCAGCAUCAGCCCCUACUGCCCCAACAGGCCCCCGUCUCCAUCGUGGGCUUGACUGUGGAGGACACUUUCUACCUGCCUCCCGCCUACACCUCGCAGCCUUCUACUUCGCAGCAGCAACAACAGCAGCAGCAGCAGGUUCAUCCGCAGCAGCAACAGCAGCAGGUUCAUCCGCAGCAGCAGGUUCAUCCGCAGCCGGGGAUGAUGCAGGAGGUAGCGUUUUCUAGUUCUUUCUAUGGCUCAAGCGAGCCUGCGCCGGGUGAGGGUGGUGGUCACCACGAUGGCGCGGCCGCUGGCAGCUACAACCCUUCAUACACAUCUUCAUUUGUGUUCAGCUACCCAGAGGGAGCCUGCGGGGUCAGCGCUAACCAGAGAAACAGCAGCAGCGAGCAGUCCUCUGAUUCCCUGAACUCGCCCUCGCUGCUCGCUCUCUGACUGACCGACAGACACACCACACCACACGCGCGCACACCCUCCCCCCCCUGUGUCAAUCACCAGUUGCUCAAAAAAACAGUUGCCCAUGAUAGACGAGGUCAACAACAUGGAUAACAUACAUUAUAUGAUGAUCCAUACAAACUCACACACAUUCAGACCUGUAAAAACAUGAAAUCAAACCAAGUUUGACCACAUAGUAUUUAGUGCAUAUAAGCCACUGUUGUCCUUAUGAGAAAACUAAACGUAACUAACCAAGUAUUUAAAGUGAAUUCAAAUUGAGUCUAAAACUCUGGGCUCUGAGUUGUCAGUCGAUCUCUGAAACAUCCUCUGACAUCAUACCCAGCUUAAUUCACAGUGAAUCUUUCAACGUCUUGUGACGUGCACGUCCAGUGCACACAGGAAAUAGCAACAUGCUCACCUGUGAUCUCACAAGCACACUUAUCCUCCCCGUCGUUCCCUCUGUCGGUCAUUCCUCUCUCACUGCUCCUGCUCUCAUCUUUUUCAUCCCUCUCUUCAUGCUGAAUGUAUUUGUGCAAGCUGAAAUAGGGAAGAAGGACUGAGGUUUGGGUCUUUUUUUUGUGAGGCCAGACUGCUGAGCUCUUGCUCUCCCCUCCCGCCUUCCUCAUCCUCUCGGUUCCUCUUGCUUCUUCGUCAUUAGUUGUGACUUGGAAAGGGGAGGGCGUCACAGCCUCCAGCUCUCUGGCUCUUUCUCUUUUUAUCCUGCCGUCUGCUCUUCGUCCAUCUCUCCAUCUUUGUUUCUCUCCUCUGUGUGUCUCUCUCUGUCUCUUUGAAGUCUUCGAACCCUGAGAGCACGCCGAGCCCUUCCAGCCCCUGGGACCUUGACUGAGCACCGGCCAACCUCACACGUCCCACACGGACGCGGACGCACCCCCAACUGAGGAGCCCUGGAGUAUUUCACUCAAAGCAGACAAAAUCAAAAACUAAAAAACACACACACACACACACAUACACACACACACACACACUGAAAAUACACCAAAUUUGAUGGACACAAAUGUAAAAGAGUUGUCACUCUUUUCUUUCUUCUCCUGAGCCAUUGUUGGAUGUUGAAACGAUGGAGAUGAAAGGAGACUUGUGUUGUGACGGUGAGAUGAGGACGGCGGGAGAAUGAGAGAUGAGGCUUUAGCCGAGGUAGAGGUCUAGAGGGAGAGCUGAAACUUUGGCAGAGAGAGAGGAUGAGCCCCCUGUACUCGUAAGCCUGAAUUGAAUUUAAAACAAUCCCAAAAAAUCCUGCUUUUGCCAACUGUAUGGGAUGGAUUACCUCUUACCUGCAGAGUACCACCGCCAUACUUCAAGCAUCUGGAUUGUCCUCCACUUGUUACUGAUACUAUUUUGUAUAAUGUUCUUCACCCUCCUUUAUCACCAAGUAUUUUCUGUUGUUGUUUCUAAGUCUAACCUUUGACCAGAGAAAAUAUCAUGGUGAGACAAAAACAUUGAGAGAGGAAUGUACUUUUGGUAAAGUGCUUUUGUUGGACAUGAGUCUGUUGGUAACCAAUAUGUUUAAAAAAUAUAUAUAUUACUUUUAAGGAAUAUUCAGCCAACCUCUGAACAUUGGGAUGAGUGGCCUCUGUGCCUCUCCUAGUGGGAGGUGCAUUUAUUGUGAGUGUAUCCCACUCUGAGCCACUUGGCCCGCUUAUUUAUUUCUUGAUUGAGGUUGACAUGAUGAGAGAGAGCACAAUACGGAGCCGGACACACAGAGGAGACAAGAGGAGGGGGUGUUUUAUGAGUAUAUGCGUUCUACAUUUUGUCUGUGAAUUUGUUCCUUUUAUUUCCAGUGACAUUUGUUAUGUUUUACGUUUGAGUUUUUUGUUGUUGCUUUUUGUCCUCCGCUCUUGCCUGUGUUGUCGCUGCCAGCGGUUCUUGUUCUUACAGGGGAGGUUUUCCCCUUAAUGUUACAUUUACUAUUGCAUUGUAACUAUUAUUGUGUUAUUAUGUUCUUUUUUAUCUUAGUUUUGGCAACUUCAGAGGCAUGAUAUGCACUAUAAAGACAUUUUCUAUGUGUCAAAAGUAUACUUAAAAGCAUAUGCAUAUAGAUACAAAAAAUGUGUAUAUUUAAGUGUAUGUACAAUUAUUGUGAAGUAUGAAUGUUUGAAAAUAUAAAUGGGAUAUUUUUGUCAAUGAAGAAACAGAGGUGCCGUUGUUGAGGCUGGUUUUAAAAUUGAUAUUUUUCUAAAAGAACAAAGAUUUAUUUAAAAAACAAACAAAAAAACAACGAUAAUACUUAACCAAUCCCUCAAUAUGACGCACAUUAUCACUGCCUGUGCUCAUAUGUUUUACAUAUAAAGCACAUUAUUCAGGAUAACUAUAUCUAACAUGUGAUGCUGCAUGUAUUGCAGUUUGCCAAUAUGAUGAGAUUAUUGAGGUGGUGCUAUUGCCUUUUGCUUUCACAUUUGCCUGUCUGUUUGUUUUUCUCUGUGAGGUCAGUCCCGAUGCCUAUGCCACCAAAGCUUAAUGUCACCACUUAGUCUCCUACGGACCCAAAAUGAGGAAACUAGUAUGAAUUGAAUGUCAAAAUACAUAUUAAAAUAUUAAUGAUGCAAA
Oncorhynchus masou masou (cherry salmon) is the source of this 4098-nucleotide messenger RNA. Its product is annotated as protein FosB-like. Lineage: Eukaryota; Metazoa; Chordata; Actinopteri; Salmoniformes; Salmonidae. Gene Ontology annotation, biological process: regulation of transcription by RNA polymerase II. Gene Ontology annotation, molecular function: RNA polymerase II cis-regulatory region sequence-specific DNA binding; DNA-binding transcription factor activity, RNA polymerase II-specific. Gene Ontology annotation, cellular component: nucleus. Bases 208 to 1536 code for a protein of 442 amino acids. The transcript has 5 exons. The record is from RefSeq and is a predicted model, not a curated record.